GUGUUUAAUAUCCAUAGGCUAUCCAGGCUUCUCAGUAGUACAAUAAAAGCUUCAAGUCUUGAAGAGGCCUUAUUACUGCGUAUUCAUAUGUCUUGUACUGAUGUAGGACCUCACCCCAAUUACCACUAAGGGUGCUUUGACGCAAAGAUUAGGAAAGGGUUUAAUGCAAAGAGUUGCUGAUAAUUGUCCGAAUUGAAAAUAUCCCCUGAAUGACCUCUUAAAUAUCAUUUACACUGCGGUGCGUUAAAAUGGCGAUAAUAAUGAAAACAUCCUUGCGAAGCCUCAGAAAUGAGUUAAGGAAACCACUUGACUAAGGAAAUGACCAGCAGGGCGCACAUCCUAGGUUCGCCUAUUUAUUCUCCUUCUAUGACUGUGGUUGUGGAUAGAGUAUUUCACGUUGUCUAUAAAAUCCCCUGUGCGAGCUAACGAGGAUAAUGCAUGGUGUGGUUGCUGUUUUUACGGAAGUUAGGCACACAUCUGAAAAAGUGAGCAAUAUCAAUAUAUAUUAUGAUGCCCCCAUUCCAUUAGAAAAAGAAAAAACUUUUCGAAUUGAGCACAGGAUUUUUCUUUGAUUUACAUUGUAUUGUAUGGUACUAGGCUGUUCAUGCUUCGGUAGGUGGCAUCCUAGUAAUGCCCACACGAUAGGAAGACAAGAACACUAUGCACUAGAUCUCGAAAGAAAUCUCGCGUCGUGGAACUUAAAACUGAUAAAUAAAGUCAUAAAGGCCAUAGCAGCAAGGAGACAAUUUUAUGAUUAUCAAAGAUAUGUCCUCUGUGGAAAUGGUCAAAGUCAGUUUGAUUUCAGCAUAUUUUCUUUACAACGCCCACCACCACCUUGUUUGUCUGAGGUACGAGGUGGGUGUCAGUGACAUUUAUAAACCUAUUCAAAGAAUUUAAGGGACAAAUCUCUGGGACUCGGUGGUUUCACCAAUUGGCAAAAAGUGAGAGUAUCUUGGGUUGAAAACGGACUAUCUUUUUACCUUGGGGAUAGCAAGUGCGCGCCAGAAGAUGUAAUCAUGGAAGGCACAUUGUUGACAAUUCUAUAGGUUAUUGUAUAGAUGAUCUGGCUUCUUUUGACUAUAGAUUUAAAUUUACAGGAUAUUUUGUUUUGUAUGUUAUUCCACUUUCUUGUCAUAGUUUUCUUUUGGCUUGUGGUUUCAUUGUUGUUCUCUUUGUGGGGGAUAGACUUAUACAAAACAA
Messenger RNA from Phytomonas sp. Hart1, 1200 nucleotides. The record is from the annotation of a GenBank genome assembly. Lineage: Eukaryota; Euglenozoa; Kinetoplastea; Trypanosomatida; Trypanosomatidae.